AAAAAUCCAACACGAUUUUUAAGCUGCUCUUCUUGUGAGAGUUAUUAAUGCUGUGACUGGUAUGCAUGAAAUUCACUGUUAAUGUUUAGCUAGCGCGGGAUCACUGAGAUUGACGCGGCCCCUGCUCGUAACGGAGGAGCUCAAAGUAAUGAUACCGACGUAUGGCUCAGAUACCACCACACAAAGUUGAACUAAACAUAUUGAAAGAUCACAGCGAAUGCUGCACUUGUUAUUAUUUUGAAUUUGGACUGCCUCGGUUCAUGUUUUAGUGGUUAUUGCACUUGGUGCUGUUGAUUUUUCAUUGUUGAAAAAAGUGUGUAAUUUGUUGUUUACAAUCGCAUCAAUUUGCUACCGGCCUAAUCUCCAGCAUCCAACAUAGCAGCGUUCCCCUUACAGAUUAUUUAAAAGGAGUUUUCGGUUGUCACCCGUUAAAUGUGUAUGCAACAUUGAUUGGCGAAUCUAACCAGUCGCAACCCAUUUGGAGUAUUCAGCUAAAACAACAUAAAUGUGCAACGAUGCACCUUCUCGACUGCAAGCCAUCUGAAGCAGCGAAUCAAUCAAAGGCAUUAAAUGAGUCCGUUACAUCAUAGGCAGAUGCCAACUAAGUCAAUGAUACCAACAAACAACAUAUGAUCACUUUCCAUUGCAAAAAUUACAACAUUACUGCGCAAAAGCUGAAUUGAAAGAAAUAUUUAAAUGCAAUUCUAGUGAGAAGAAACCAACGCCAAAAGCAUAAAGCUGCUGAAGUCACAAUCACAGUCGAAAAAGUUUUACAAAAAUUAUUGCACAGCUGCAUCGAUUCGACGACGGUGCUGCCGUGCUUCUUGUAUGAAUGUGUGUAUGUACGGAUAAAACGGUCUUCGUUCAAGUCAAAAGCGAGUCAGAAAAAUGUAUCGCCCAAACUUCUAUGAAUCAACGUGCCUGCGAUGCAACGAAAUCGUCUAUCAAGUCGAUCGAGUGGGACCUCUCAAAGACUUCACAUUCUUCCAUUCCGGCUGCUUUAAAUGUGUCCAUUGCGGCACAAAGUUAACACUUAAAACGUAUUUCAAUAAUCAGCACAAGCAGGACGACAAGGAGGUUUACUGUAGUUCACAUGUACCAAAGAGUGGACCUGGCCAUUUGGAUCAAACAUCAGUGGGUAUAAGACAGGCUUUGAAUGCGCCACGCACCAACAAAUACGUCAAUGAGCAAAUCCGCGGUACACGCACCGACGUUGACGGUGGAUUGGGUUCACGUCAAUCGACACCAAAUGGUUAUGGCAGCCGAGAUGUCAGCUCUCCGUCACAAAACGAUUCCGAUUACAAAUAUGGCAGAUUCGAUGCGAGCGCACUGCAUAUUGCGCAUGCGCUCAAGCAAACAGAAAUACAAAAAGCCUACAAUAAGAUGAGAGAAAAGCCAAUAGAUUUCUAUUUGGGUCGUGAGGAGCAAGCACGUCUUGAGAUGAAACAUCGAAAGGAGGAAGAUGACUUAUACCGUAAAUUUGCCCGCAAACGUGAGGAGGAAGAUCGCAAAAUUCAGUCUGAAUUCCAAGACGAAUGGGAACGCGAACUGCAGCGCCUCACACACAAAUUCGAAAAGGAGCUGGCCACUUCGCGGCGUAAUCGAGAUGAACAGAAUAUGCUUACGCUGCGGCACGAACAGCAAAAGGAGGAUCUAGAAAAGAAUAUGACACUGCGACGCAGCAAAAAGAAAGAAAGUAUUACACGAAAAAUGCUUGAACACGAGCGGUAUGAAACGGCGGCAUUAGUGGAUCGUCAAUCUAGUGAAAUGUUGGAGUUGAUCAGUGCGCGCCGUUCGGAAUACAUGCAGAAUGAGAGCAUAUUUUUAGACGAUGAUUUUGACGAAGGUGCCGUCCCUCUCGAAUAUCCAAUGGUGGCACCGGCACCAGCUCCACCAGCUGUGAGCAAAUUCCAAAUAUAUACUGAUCCCAUUGAAUUCGAAGAUGUUGAUCGCAUCGCAAUAUCGGUAGCGCAAGAAGAUCAGAAAACCUUCACCGACUUAGUACGACAAUUAGUAGGUCGAUGCACCACAGACAUAGAAAAGGCUCGAACGAUUUUCCGAUGGAUAACCGUUAAAAACUUAAAUGCAAUGCAUUUCGAUGAUGACCUGCGUGGAGACACGCCGAUGGGUUUAUUGCGAGGCAUCAAAUACGGAACUGAAAGCUAUCAUGUUCUGUUCAAGCGACUCUGCAGCUACGCCGGUCUGCACUGUGUAGUGAUCAAAGGCUAUUCGAAGAGUGCUGGAUACCAGCCAGGCGUGAAAUUCCAAGAUUCCCGGUUCCGUAACUCUUGGAAUGCAGUAUAUGUAGCAGGAGCAUGGCGCUUUGUGCAAUGCAAUUGGGGCGCUCGCCAUUUGGUUAACGCAAAGGAAGCGCCCAAAACUGGACGUGGGAAAAACGACAGUCUAAGAUAUGAAUAUGAUGAUCACUACUUUCUUACGGACCCACGAGAAUUCAUCUAUGAAUUUUUCCCUCUACAAGAGGAGUGGCAACUGCUUAAAAGACCAAUUACUUUGCGAGAAUUUGAAAAUUUACCAUUUGUACGUUCGCUUUUCUUCCGGUACGGUCUCCAUUUCGCAGAUGAAGGUUAUGGCGCUGUAGUUUAUACAGAUGACACAGGUGCAGCAACUGUUCGUAUUGCCAUGCCUACCGACAUGCAGAGCUGUCUGAUUUUCCACUACAAUCUAAAGUUUUAUGACAGCGACGAGGACUCCUAUGACGGCGUCUCACUAAAGCGUUUUGUUAUGCAAUCAGUCAUUGGAAACAUUGUAGCUUUUCGUGUACAUGCGCCGUGUUCCGGUGCCUUUCUUUUGGACAUAUUUGCUAACGCAGUAACACCACAGGAAUACUUAACAGGCGAACCUAUGAAAUUUAAGUCUGUUUGUAAAUUUAAGAUUUGUUGCGAAGAGUUACAAACGGUGAUGGUACCAUUGCCGGAUUGCGCAAGCGGAGAAUGGGGUCCAACAAAGGCGACAAGACUCUUUGGAUUGAUACCAAUAACUCAUCAAGAUCCACUUAUAUUUGCCGGACGAAGUUUAGACCUUCAGUUUCGCAUGUCACGCCCGCUAACCGAUUUUAUGGCCACAUUACACAAGAAUGGAAUCGAAGAAAAAAAACUAUCCAAGUACGUGACGCACAGCACUUUGGAUGACAUUGUAACUUUCAUAAUAAACUUUCCCGAGGAGGGUCAAUAUGGACUGGAUAUCUAUACACGUGAAGCGGGCGCCAUGGCUUCACAUCAUAGCAACUCAUCAUCCGGUGAAAAGCAUCUACUCACGCACUGCUGUAAAUACCUAAUCAAUUCAUCGAAGCGGAACUAAAAGCGCAUAAUUAUAUAACUAUGAAUGCAAUGCUGUUGUUACAAUAAUUUUAGUGUAAAUGCGAGAAUUACCAAUUAAUCGUAAGAGUUUAUUAUGCUUAACACCAAUUGUUUAAAAAAAAUUAAUUCCAUGCAUAUCAAUAUACAAUAUUAUACAUAUUAAAAUCCAAAUAAUAUUGAACUAUGUACAACUUUACAAUACAUAAAUAAUAAAUAUACAUAAUUGCAAUAUUUUA
Messenger RNA from Rhagoletis pomonella (apple maggot), 3553 nucleotides. RefSeq names its product hillarin (gene Hil). Lineage: Eukaryota; Metazoa; Arthropoda; Insecta; Diptera; Tephritidae. The record is from RefSeq and is a predicted model, not a curated record. Bases 889 to 3318 code for a protein of 809 amino acids. The transcript has 12 exons.